Phascolarctos cinereus (koala) is the source of this 3449-nucleotide messenger RNA. The record is from RefSeq and is a predicted model, not a curated record. Lineage: Eukaryota; Metazoa; Chordata; Mammalia; Diprotodontia; Phascolarctidae.
UGUAAAGUGAGGUGGGUCACAUCCACCCCACUGUGAGAUAAAGGGAUCAAAGUUGCUAAGAUGUGCCCACAUCGAGGAGUCUUUCUGCCACAGGACACUUGGCGUGGUCCAGGAAACCGAACCUGAAUCAGGGUGAUGGUAGAGAUGAAGGGUUCCUGCGUGAGUCAGAGACAGCUGGUGGCCAAGCACAAGAAGAUAGGUCUUGGGACCUGGAGCAUAGCUGAGCCUUGUUCCUGCUGGGCCGUCUGAUUCACAGUUCCCAUAUUCCCCAACAUUUUUCCUGGAGGGCCAUGGCCCAGAAGCUGUGGACAACUCGGCUGCUACGGCAUCGGAAAACCCAACUCCUCCUGGUCAAUCUGCUGACCUUUGGCCUAGAAGUCUGUCUGGCUGCAGGGAUCACCUACGUGCCUCCCUUGUUGCUGGAAGUUGGGGUGGAAGAGAAGUUUAUGACAAUGGUCCUGGGCAUUGGCCCUGUCCUGGGCCUGGUAUCUGUCCCCUUCCUGGGCUCAGCCAGCGACCACUGGCGUGGGCGCUACGGACGCCGCCGCCCCUUCAUCUGGGCCCUGUCCCUGGGUGUGCUGUUGAGUCUUUUUCUCAUUCCUCGGGCAAGUCGCCUGGCUGGGCUAGUGUACCCAGAUGCUCGGCCUCUGGAGCUGGCGCUGCUGAUCCUGGGUGUGGGGCUGCUGGACUUUUGUGGUCAGGUGUGCUUCACCCCCCUGGAGGCCCUGCUCUCUGACCUUUUCCGGGACCCAGACCAUUGCCGCCAGGCCUUCUCCGUGUACGCCUUCAUGAUCAGCCUGGGAGGUUGCCUGGGAUACCUGUUGCCGGCCAUUGACUGGGAUGCCAGUGUCCUGGCCCCUUACCUAGGCACCCAGGAGGAGUGUCUGUUUGGCCUGCUCACCCUCAUCUUCCUCACCUGCGUGGCGGCCACGCUGCUGGUGGCUGAGGAGGCAGCCCUGGGCUCAUCGGACCCCCCCGAGGGGCUCCCGGUACUCACUGCACCUUCUCGUUGCUGCCCAUGCCGGGCCCGCCUGGCAUUCCGAAACCUGGCUGCCCUGCUGCCCCACCUCCACAGGCUCUGUUGUCGAGUGCCGCGGGCUUUGCGCCGGCUCUUUGUGGCCGAGCUGUGCAGCUGGAUGGCACUCAUGACGUUCACUCUCUUCUACACUGAUUUUGUAGGAGAAGGACUGUAUCGAGGUGUGCCUAGGGCUGAGCCAGGCACUGAUGCCCGGCGACACUAUGAUGAAGGUGUGCGUAUGGGGAGCCUGGGGCUCUUCCUGCAGUGUAUGAUCUCCUUACUCUUUUCGCUGGGUAUGGACCGACUUGUGCAUCGCUUUGGGACCCGGGCAGUGUACCUGGCCAGCGUGUUCGCCUUCCCAGUGGCUGCUGGUGUGACGUGCCUGUCCCGGAGUGUGGCUGUGGUGACUGCUUCAGCUGCCCUAACAGGCUUCACUUUCUCUGCGCUGCAGAUACUGCCUUAUACCUUGGCCUCACUCUACCACCGUGAGAAGCAGGUAUUCCUACCCAAAUACAGAGGGGACACUGGCAGCAACAGCAGUGGUGACAGCCUGACCACCAGCUUCUUGGCAGGCCCCAAAGCUGGGGGACCCUUUCCUAAUGGACAUUCAGGGGCUACCAGUACGAGCCUCUUUCCUUCUUCACCCCCACUGUGUGGGGCCUCCCCUUGUGAUGUGUCAGUGAGGAUGGUAGUUGGGGAGGCAGCUGAGCCUGGGAACCCAGGCCGGGGCAUCUGCUUGGACUUGGCCAUCCUGGAUAGUGCCUUCCUCCUCUCUCAGGUGGCGCCAUCUUUGUUCAUGGGCUCCAUCGUCCAGCUGAGCCAGUCGGUCACAGCCUACAUGGUGUCAGCAGCAGGCCUUGGGGUGAUAGCCAUCUAUUUUGCCACUCGGGUGGUAUUUGACAAAAGUGACUUGGCCAAGUGUUCCAUCUAGGUGUCUCCUGACCCUGGGAGAAGGGCCAGAACCUUCUCCCCUUCUUUGACAUCUUUCUCCCUCCCUCCAUUUCUGCAUCUGUCCUCCCCAUUCCCACCUGGUCCAAGACUUGGGUUGGGAACUUCUGAGAAUCACAGCUCCGCCCACCUAGGAUUUCUCCCUCCCCUCCCCACUUGGAGUCUGUAGGUCUCAAAAUCCGUUCCUGUCCCUGCCAACGUGGGGUGGGGCAGCUCUUUGCUGCCUCCCAGUGGUUGUGAAGUGCUUAGCAGAAGACAUGAUUGAUGAGCAGGAGCCUGGUGCCUCUUCCUCUCUCGAAGUAAAGGAACUGGAGAGCCCCAGGAUAGCCGUGGCUGGUUUCCUGGCUGACCUAAUAAGCCUUAAGUUCUGGCUUCUAGUUGGGGCUGAGUACGUGGUGGGAGAACGUACUUACUGGGAGACUUCAUGUUAACUCUCUGGGAAAUGCAUGAGUCUACGGGACCUUAGGGAUAAGAGCUAAGGGCCAGAGUCAGGACAGAUGAGAAAAAGGGAUAAUUUGCAGGGUGAACAAACCAAAGAGGCCAGCCUCUCCUCUUCCCACCCCAACACCUCCUCACAAAGCUGUCUAAUGCUCCUCUUCUCUGCCCUUGGGGGUUUCUCCUCCUGAGGCUGUUUCAGCCUGAAACUCGCCCCUGCCCCCAAACCCAGGAUUGGAAAAUGUGAAAAAAAAUCCUUUUUUUUCCCUGAGACUUUUGCCCAGACCCUACUGCUGUCCUUUCUGCUGCUUUCUCCACCAUCCCCUUCCACCCUGAGUUUGAUCAAUACCUGGAAACGUUUCCUCAUUCCACUGGGAAGGUCUUGGGUUUCUGUAUUUAACACCAGCACUGUACACAGGUCUAUAAACAUUUAACUUAUUUAUUUACCAGAAUAGGAGGCUGUUGCUAGCUUGCUACCCAGUGGGCUUGCUAUAUUAGAUCUUUCAGGGCCUGGUUUCCUGUUGGUUGAGCCAAGCCCGGCAUUGCCAGGUUCCGGAUGCCUAUUACUUAGCCGGUUGCCAGAGGCUCUUGUCUCACGUGAUGUCUCCCAUAGUGCCUUUGCUUACCUGCCCCUUUCAGCUUUCCUCACUUCAGCACCCACCUCUGCUCCUCUCCCUGGCUGUGGCUGGAUGCAGCCCACUACAUCCCUUCUCACCAGCUCCACUGCCUUGGUUCCAUCUCUAAGGCAUGAGCUUGAGGUCUAUUUCCCUUGGUACUGGGACUUCAUCUCCCCCCCACCCCAUAUUGUGUUGUCCCGAGGCCUCUUGCCUAUCUCAGCCCCCGAAGGCAUGCACUGUGCUAUGGGGACACAGGAUCUCAGGAGCCACCCCUACCUGGGCCAGGAGGUCUUACCUCGGGGGUGUAAAUGCUGUUUGCAAUAAUGUUUUAUGUCUUAUUUAUUUAGCUAAGUGAAUAUUUUGUACAGUGUGCAAGCAAUCAGAGUAUAAAGUUUAUUAAGGUGAAAUAAAGAAGCUUCUCAUAUAUUUAA